Trachymyrmex cornetzi is the source of this 1008-nucleotide messenger RNA. Its product is annotated as zinc finger CCCH domain-containing protein 18. NCBI's taxonomy places the organism in Eukaryota, Metazoa, Arthropoda, Insecta, Hymenoptera, Formicidae. The record is from RefSeq and is a predicted model, not a curated record. The annotation marks the transcript as partial. The transcript has a single exon.
AUUUGUCAUGGAAUUAUUGAGCAACGAGUAUUACUUGGUCGGCCCCGUUGUUCAACCGAUAAAGCGGAAUGGCUGUUCCUUGGAUUGCAAAGGUCGCAUGAUAGAAGAUACAUCGAGAAUACGUAAAAGAGUCGAUGAUCAGAGAAAUGGUGUAUGUGGUUGCGCACGAUUUCCCAAAAGUCCUCGUCAAGAUCUAAAAUCGCCACGCGAGGAAUCUCGCAGGACUUUCAUUGUCGAUCGACCUGAGGAUUCGGAACUAAUUUUUCAUUCAACCAGAAUAUCAGCUGACGAAAGAGAUGAUGCGGAUCGUCGCAGGGAGUUUGAUACCGAUGUUUCGGAUAUCCAAGAUUAUCGACGACGACGUGAUAUCGAGAUGGAGCAACGUAACAAUUACGCGGAACCGAUUCCCGGACCUUCCAGAAAAGUCUUAAGGGUUCCUUCGCUAGAUCCAGCUAGAAAUGCGAAAAAAGCGCGAGUGGAAGAUCAAAGAGUGGAACGCGCAGAUGAGAAAGAAGAUGAGACUACGACGGAAGAGGAGGAUAUGGACUGCAUUUGUAAUGCCGAAGUUGUCACUCGAGAUGAACUUUCAAGGAUCCGACCUCCUGAUCGUUCUCGCGUCAUCAGGAACGGACGUCGUCGCAAUGACGCCGAGGAAAAUGAAGAAGAUAUAAAAGAAAGAAUAAAAGAUGACGAAGAGGACGAAGAGGAAAGGGUAGAAGAAGAGGACGAAGACACAGAGGAUAGUAUAUACGAUGAAUUGAGGACACAAGUUCCUCGUAGGAGAACUGCGGCACGCGAACGAGAGUUGAGAAGGUGGAUCCGACGAUGUCGUGAAGAAUGCGAACGACGGGGAGGACGGUAACGCGAGUUGAAAAUUUAGGAUUGUAUAAAUACAUUUUCAACAGUUCGAGAAAAUGAAUGUGGUUAUUACUUCUUUAUCUUGAUAAUUACUUCCAUUAGUUACUGCAGGAAAAUAAAAUUAAUAUUUAUUCGCGAUUCUACUUGUAA